AUGCAGGCGGGCGGCGGCUGGUUCGUGCCGUGGACGAUGGGCAUGCAGAAGUUCGCGGUGGCGCUGCCGAUGGGCGGCGUAGUGCCGCUGGUGCCGCCCCUGCUCGCUGCCCUGCCGCCCGCGCCGCCGCCGCUGCGGCUCAUCGCGCCCCCUCCCCUGCCGCAUCAGGCGGCCGGCGGCAGGAAGGUACGCGGAUCGAAGAAGAAGCACGUCGUUGAG
Molecule: messenger RNA, 219 nt
Organism: Iphiclides podalirius (scarce swallowtail)
Lineage: Eukaryota; Metazoa; Arthropoda; Insecta; Lepidoptera; Papilionidae
Source: the annotation of a GenBank genome assembly